Brassica napus (rape) is the source of this 2525-nucleotide messenger RNA. Its product is annotated as inactive poly [ADP-ribose] polymerase RCD1-like. The transcript has 8 exons. The record is from RefSeq and is a predicted model, not a curated record. NCBI's taxonomy places the organism in Eukaryota, Viridiplantae, Streptophyta, Magnoliopsida, Brassicales, Brassicaceae. Gene Ontology annotation, molecular function: NAD+ poly-ADP-ribosyltransferase activity. The coding region runs from base 495 to 2195 and encodes 566 amino acids.
AACCCAAAUGAUUUGCUUUUCGUCCAAGCAAAUUUUGGUCAGGAGAGGAAGACUCAGAGGGCUUGGCCGACUUAAAAGCUUCUUUUUCUUCUCCUUAUCGCCGAAUAUAAUGAGUCUUCUCAGCCUCAGAAACAGUUUCUUCUUCCUCAUCGCCGGCUUAGGGUUUUCUUCUCUAUAAAGCUCGUCACCUUCUCUAAUUGUAGCUUUUUGCAGAAAACCCUUGCCGCCGCCUCAGCGAUCGAUCUGAACAUUUCCUCAGAGGAACUUUCUUGCCGACGGCUGUAGUAAAGUCGGUGGCGUUUCUUCUCUGAUUGUGUUUAUUUCUAUGACAAAGAAGAUGAACACACUUGUAUCUACCCGUCAGAAUCUAACUGUUACCGUUGGUGCUCUUUAAUGCUGUCGGCAAGGCACUAUCUUUAGGACUGAUAGCGAGUUAGAGUUACAGUUGACUUUUUCUUUCAAGGUUAUAGGUUUAGCAUUGUUAAUAGCUAGAAAUGGACACCAAGAUCGUCAAGGUGUUGGAUAGUAGGCGCGAAGAUGGUUUCGGUAAAAAGAGGAAACGCGCAGCAAGCUAUGCUGCAUAUGUUACUGGAGUUUCGUACGCAAAGCUGCAAGAUGUUCCUCCACCGAACCCGCAGAGCCAAGGUCCCGACAAAAGAAGGAAAUUGGAAGGUGCUUACGAGAAUCUAUCUGGGAAGUCGCUGGUCAGAUACUACUCUUAUUUUAAGAAGACCGGAAUUGCAAAGCGUGUUAUGAUCUACGAGAAGGGUGUCUGGAAUGAUUUGCCUGAUCAUGUUAUCUGUACCAUCCGAGAUGAGCUAAACGAAAAGAGGGCUGCAAUUGAGUUCGAGUGGUGUGGUCACCAUUUUCUUUUGGAUUUCUUGCACAUGCAUAGGCUAGAUUUGGAAACAGGGGCAAAAACUCCGCUUGCAUGGAUCGACAUUGGAGGCAAAUGUUUUUUCCCUGAAAUUUACGAGAGUGACGAAAGGAAUGAUUGCUGCAAUCACAAGUGCGUGGAAUAUUCAAAACAAUAUGUCCCGCAUGAUAUCAAGUUGCGCCUUGAGAUUGAUGUUAAUGCUGGGGAGCCGAGGUUGAAUUUGGAGGAGUGCAGUGAUGAAUCUGGUGACAGUAUGGAUGAUGAUCCAGCCGAGGAUAGCUGCAGCCGCAGGAUUGAACCUGCUGUUUCGAAAUGGGAUGAGACUGAUGCUAUAGCAGUCAAGCCUGCUGGAGCCGAAGGACUUGAUAAAGAUGCAGUUAAAAAGAUGUUUGCAGUGGGUACAGCUUCUCUGGGGCAUGUAGCGGUGCUGGAUGUGGGUCGUUUCUCCAGUGAGAUUGCUGAUGCUCGUCUAGAGCUUUUCCAGAAGCAGGUUGAGAUCACUAAGAAACAUCGAGGGGAUGCAAACGUUAGAUACGCAUGGCUACCUGCAAAGAGGGAAGUUCUAUCUGGGAUUAUGAUGCAGGGACUUGGAGUUGGGGGAGCAUUUAUUAGAAAGUCUAUCUAUGGUGUUGGGAUACAUUUAACUGCUGCAGACUGCCCUUACUUCAGUGCGAGGUACUGUGAUAUUGACGAAAAUGGAGUACGGUACAUGGUUUUGUGCCGUGUAAUAAUGGGGAACAUGGAGCUUCUUCGUGGUGAUAAAGCACAGUUUUUCUCUGGUGGAGAAGAGUAUGACAAUGGAGUUGAUGAUGUCGAGAAUCCGAAAAAUUACAUUGUCUGGAACAUCAAUAUGAAUACCCAUAUAUUCCCUGAAUUUGUUGUUAGGUUCAAGCUGUCUGUUCCCCACAAUGCUGAAGGUAAUAUGGUUGCUAGGCAUGAUAACUCGGGUGUCACUUUGGAAGGACCCAAGGAUCUUCCUCCUCCGCAGGUAGACUCAAACGGGCCUGAGAGAGGUUCAGGGAGCGCAAACAGUGUGGGUUCGAGCACUACGAAACCCAAAUCUCCUUGGAUGCCGUUUCCUACUCUGUUUGCAGCAAUCUCACCUAAGAUUGCAGAGAAGGACAUGUGUUUGAUCAAUGCUGACUACCAACAACUGAGGGAAAAGAAGAUGACCCGAGGAGAGUUUGUGAGGAAGCUGCGGGGGAUAGUAGGAGAUGAUCUGCUUAGGUCCACAAUAACAGCUCUUCAAAACCAGCCAAAGUUGAAGAAGGAGAUUCCUGGAAGCCACGAGGAAGGUGCAGGUGGGUUUGUAAAGUAAAGUGGGAAUGUGAUAAUGACGACGAAUAUCAAAAGGAAGCUGCUUUAUAUCUAUCUACCCUGCCCUUGUGGUUCUCCUUUUGACUUUUAUAAUAUAAAAUCUUUUGAGUAUAUUAGUAGACUUUUGGGUCUGGGGGUAAGAGUUGAAUGUGCCGACUAUUCUGUCGUGUCGUGUAAAAAUCCUUGUUAAAAGUCUGUUGAUGACGUUGGGUCUUUUGCUUUUAUUAGCUGCAAAACAUUGUUGAACCUUGAAGAAAACGUGGUCGUUGAGUCUAUUGUGAAACUUUUACUACUUUUAUUUGUCAUAUCUAUUUGAGAUUGUUUCUCACGA